CCCUUUGCAUCAAAAUACUAUAUGAAGAGACACACACUAGUUCAUACAGAAAUGAGACCUUAUAAGUGCUGUACAUGUGGAAAAUCCUUUAAAGACAAAGGCAAUAUGAAGAUACAUUCAUUGUUUCAUACAGAUGAGAGACCUUUUAAGUGCUCUACUUGUGGAAAAUCCUUUACAUCCAAAGGCGAUAUAAGGAAACAUGUAUGGUUUCAUACAGAUGAGAGACCUUUUAAGUGCUCUACAUGUGGAAAAUCCUUUACAACCAAAGUUAGUAUGAAGAAUCAUUCAUUAGUUCAUACAGAAGACAGACCUUACAAGUGCUCUACAUGUGAAAAAUACUUUAAAUCCAAAGGCGAUAUGGUGAGACAUUCAUUGGUUCAUACAGGAGAUAGACCUUACAAGUGUUCUACAUGCGAAAAAUCCUUUACAUCCAAAAGCGAUAUGGAGAGACAUUCAUUGGUUCAUACAGGAGAGAGACCUUACAAGUGCUCUACAUGUGAAAAAUCCUUUACAACCAAAGUUAGUAUGAAGAAUCAUUCAUUAGUUCAUACAGAAGAGAAACCUUACGAGUGCUCUACAUGUGGAAAAUCCUAUAAAACCAAAAUUCAUAUGAAAAAACAUUCAUUGGUUCAUACAGGAGAGAGACCUUACAGGUGCUCUACAUGUGGAAAAUCCUAUAAAACCAAACCUCAUAUGAUAAAACAUUCGGUGGUGCAUACAGAAGAGAGGCCUUACAAGUGCUCUACAUGUGAAAAAUGCUUUAAAUCCAAAGGCGAUAUGGAGAGACAUUCAUUGUUUCAUACAGGAGAGAGACCUUACAAGUGCUCUACAUGUGGAAAAUCCUAUAAAACCAAAACUCAUAUGAUAAAACAUUCAUUGGUUCAUACAAGAGAGAAACCUUACAAGUGCUCUACAUGCGAAAAAUCCUAUAAAUCCAAAGGCGAUAUGAAGAAACAUUCAUUGGUUCAUACAGGAGAGAAACCUUACAAGUGCUCUACAUGUGAAAAAUCCUUUACAUCCAAAGGCUAUUUGAAGAAACAUUUAUUGGUUCAUACAGGAGAGAAACCUUACAAGUGCUCUACAUGCGAAAAAUCCUUUACAUAA
Messenger RNA from Macrosteles quadrilineatus (aster leafhopper), 1104 nucleotides. Its product is annotated as zinc finger protein 708-like. NCBI's taxonomy places the organism in Eukaryota, Metazoa, Arthropoda, Insecta, Hemiptera, Cicadellidae. The transcript has a single exon. The record is from RefSeq and is a predicted model, not a curated record. Bases 22 to 1104 code for a protein of 360 amino acids.